GAUGCAGCAUUUAAUAUGCAUCACAUGGCCGCCAUUAAUACACACACCCUCCCACCUCCACCUCCACCUCCACCCAUUUAAACCCUCGCUCAGCGCUUGGGUCGCAAUUUCUCACCUCCACCUCCACCUCCACCUCCUCUAAUGAACCCAAUUUCACAAGGCAUCCAAAUGCACUCCGCUAAAGACCAUACUAAGAAAAUGAAGGAAACAGAAGCCUUUUCCGUUUGGCAAAAUCUCGGCGCUGUCGACACCAUUUAUGAAGAAGAAUAUGAAUUUUCCUCCCCCUCCUCUUCUUCCCCCUCUCCUCCUCUCUCUCCGCCUCCUCCUCCUCCGCAUCUCCACUCUACAGUUCACCAAUGGUCUAAGGUAACUGGAUUUAAGACAGAUGUUUGUAUUCGAGUUAAUGGGAAGUGUUUCCAUCUCCACAAGGAUCCUCUGGCGUCUAAAUGCCCGUAUUUAAAGCGACAAUUGGCCACUACGUUCGACGUAACGCUCACUCCACCGCUCAAAAUUACGCCCCAAACCUUCAUUAUGGUGGCCGAUUUUUGCUACGGUGCUCCGGUUCAUAUAACGCCAUUUAACGUCGCCGCACUAAGAACCGCAGCGGAGUUGCUAGAGAUGUCGGAGACGGAAAAUAAUGCCGACGGUGACAACUUGGUGAGUGUGACCGAGAAAUACUUUCGCCGAGUUGUGGCCGUCAACCGGGACUACGCGUCGGUGGUGUUUCGGUCGUGCUUGGAGUUGCUGCCCGAGGCUGAAACGAUGGCGGUUUUGGCUAGUAGAUGUCUUGAAGCGUGGAAUUUGGAGGAUGAGGGCGAUGGCGAUGGGGAUAUUACUUGCUUUGAAGACUUUAAAUCUGUGGAGGUCGAGAAUUUUAUGGUUCUGGCUUCGUCACUCAACCGCAGGCUUAAAUGCCACGACCUAAUCUAUAAGCUCUCUCUUCUGUAUCUCCAAGGAUAUGGUGGGAAGAUCACAGAAAACCAAAAGGUACUAAUAUGCAAUUUCGUAGACUGCGAUAAGCUAUCCCCCAAGCUACUCCUACACGCAGUCCAAAACCCAGUAAUGCCGCUGAGAUUCGUGGUCCGAGCGAUGCUAAUCGAGCAGCUCAACACUCGUCACUCCAUUUUCUCUGGUGCCGCUACUGCCAGCACCAAACCCCAAAUCCCGCGUCCAAUUUCCAAGGAUCCACUCACGCUCGGCGCAAUUCUCAAGCGAGACGCGGCUGCUCGUGAGUCCGCCAAGUUGAAGGCUGCGAUGCAAGCUACAAACUCCCGCAUACGGACGCUCGAAACCCAACUGUCCACCAUGAAGAAGAAGCUCCAAGUGUCUGAUGAGAAACAGAGGAGUUUGUCUGAGGAUGCUGGCCGUGGCCGUUCCGCUAGCUUUCAUUACGGCGUGGAUAAGAGUAAUAGUAGUAAGGGCGUGGCUAGAGGCCAACGAGGGUCCAGUUCCUCCUCUGUUUUCCGGCUGAGCGCUGAUUUCAAGACGGAUUAUUAUAAGUUUGGCGUUGGGUGCAAGCCGUCAUCGGAUCGUGGGUCGUCGUCGAGUCACGAUGGGGGUCGGAAAUCGGGGAGAAGUAUCGGGCAGAGAUUGAUAAAUGGGAUUAAGAAUGUGUUUCGGGUGUCGAGUUUAGGAGAGGCGGAGAGCAAAGUUCAGAGCAGAGAUGAAGAAGAUUUGUGCGAAGAAGAUGAAGACGAUAAUGAUGAGAUUGUUGUGAUGAGAAGAAAUCAUCUUUAUGUUAAUUAGAUUCUCUCAGUUUAAUGCUUCUUAAUUAUUUUAUCGAACUCUUAUUCUUCUUGUUACCAAAUUGUAAAGGUAGGGUUGAAUGAGUAAAUUAGCUGUUAUGUGUCUAGAC
This is a messenger RNA of Cucurbita pepo subsp. pepo (vegetable marrow), 1855 nucleotides long. RefSeq names its product Phototropic-responsive NPH3 family protein. Gene Ontology annotation, molecular function: protein binding. Lineage: Eukaryota; Viridiplantae; Streptophyta; Magnoliopsida; Cucurbitales; Cucurbitaceae. The record is from RefSeq and is a predicted model, not a curated record.